GUGUUUCAGCAGCUGGUACUACUUAGAAUUUGCUGAAUUGGUUGGAUCUGAUUGAGUAUCCUCCUAGAGUCUUCUUCUUUCUUCGUUUCAUUUCGUGGAUUGAGUUGGCAGAAUGGGGCGAUCAUCCUCCACUGUGAAGGAGACGCAGGCGCUCUUCCAAUCCCUUCGCUCUGCUUACGCCGCGACUCCGAAUAACCUCAAGAUCAUCGAUCUUUAUGUGGGUUUUGCCGUUCUCACCGCCGUAAUUCAGGUAGUUUACAUGGCGGUUGUGGGAUCAUUUCCUUUCAAUUCUUUCCUAUCGGGGGUGCUCUCUUGCAUAGGCACUGCAGUCCUUGCUGUUUGUCUACGCAUCCAAGUGAACAAGGACAACAAGGAGUUUAAGGAUGUGGCACCUGAGCGUGCUUUUGCCGAUUUUAUUCUCUGCAACUUGGUGCUUCAUUUGGUGAUCAUGAACUUCCUGGGCUGAAGUGAGGAACCCGUAAUUUCCUGGCUUCUACUUCCGAAAAAUGGAUGCAGCAUGUUAUUGAAAACUGGUAGUCAAGAUAGGAAAUUUUCCAUAGUAGUACUAAGGUCUUAAGAAUAUGAACCAAUGAGCACAUUUUGGUUCCCUGUGGUGAGAUUAAUGGAACAUGGAGUUUAUGUGAACGGGCCAAGCGCCUGAUGCUCGUACGAAUAUUAUUGACAUGGUUGCUAGUUUCUACCAUACUAUAUGAGUUAUAGAUUGUUGAUCUUGAAAAAUGUGUAAUCGAUAGUACUGCCUUGUGCUUCCUGAAUCCCGACCAAAUUCUCGAAGAAUUUGACCCAGAGCAGAUUAUCAAAAAAUGGGCAACCAUUUCCUCUUUUCUUUCAAUCUGUCUUUUACACAAUGAGAUUCUUUUUAAUAGAAUGAAGAAAAGAAGGGCAAUAGAUGAAUUGGAUAGAU
Messenger RNA from Linum trigynum, 922 nucleotides. The record is from the annotation of a GenBank genome assembly. Lineage: Eukaryota; Viridiplantae; Streptophyta; Magnoliopsida; Malpighiales; Linaceae.